Molecule: messenger RNA, 3023 nt
Organism: Drosophila busckii
Lineage: Eukaryota; Metazoa; Arthropoda; Insecta; Diptera; Drosophilidae
Gene: Ance-3
Product: angiotensin-converting enzyme
Exons: 9
Coding region: 294-2885 (863 amino acids)
Biological process (GO): proteolysis
Cellular component (GO): plasma membrane
Molecular function (GO): peptidyl-dipeptidase activity; metallopeptidase activity
Source: RefSeq, a predicted model, not a curated record
GACGCGUUACGUGACGUUACGUGGGUGCAGGAACUACGGAAAGUACCAAAAGCCAGCUUGAAAACGUUUUUCAAGUGCCGUGAAAGUGUGAGAAACAAGUCCAAGCAACUGUGUACGGUAGUGCUGAUCCGGAAUCUAUAUAAAGUGCAUAUUCAAAUCAGAGCUCAAAUCAUUUGUGUAAUGCCACAAGAGCUGUAAUUAAAAUUGCUAAUUGCUUGUGAAAGAUUUAAUAACGAAGUGCGCGUGACCUUGGGCGUGUUAAAUAUAGAUCUCAUUGUUGGAAAAGUAAAAAUAUGUGGCACAGUCUCUUAAUAAUAUGCGUGUUACAACAAAUUUUGGCUGUACCACAGCUAAAUUUGCCUACACCACAGCCAGAGAUCUACUACAAUGGAUCACCGAAUAUUGCGACCACGCCCGCUCAGCUAAGAGCUGAUCGUGAUCGCAGCCAGCGCUAUGGACCGCCUUAUUCGGAAGAUGGGGCUGGUCGUGGCAGCAGCAGCGAUGAUGGGCUCGAUGAUUUUAGGUACGGUCAGACCUACGAUGAACGCAUGCGUCUGGGCUAUAACUAUCCUACUCCCCGUUUUAAUUUCACCGAUCGUUCCGAUGAUUCACCCUUCAGCAACGAUGGGCAACGCCAUCGUUAUUCCAAUCACAACUAUGGCCCCAGUUCAUCUAGCACAGAUCGCAACUUUAACAGCGACAACGAUCUCAACAAUCAGAAUAAUAAUGCACGCUAUAGCGACGUGCCCUUUAACAAUCAAUUCAAUUAUAAUAAUAAUCCGAAUAAUCCAUUUAAUGGUGGCAAUAAUCAAUUCAAUAAUAAUAAUAAUCCGAAUGUCGAAUUCGUGGGCAUUAAUAAUCGAAAUCGCUUUGAGAAUCCCUAUUUGAACAAUCAGGAUAGAUUCAAUUUAAAUCAAGGCCAGCUGGAUCGUCAGCGUUAUCAGCAGGAUCGUCGCUAUCAGCAAGAGCUGGAAAAACUGCGCAACCUUCUCGUCGAGACCGAUCAAAAGGGUUCGCUUGAGUGCACCGCUAAUGUGGCCGCUCAGUGGAAUUUUGAGACAAACGUCAACGACUACACACAGACGGAAGCGCUCAAUGCACAGCAGCGUUAUGUGGAAUAUCAGCGAAUUGUGGCUGAACAAUCGAAGCAUAUAAAUAAGGAUUUAAUAUUCGAUCGUCGUCUUUAUCGACAACUAAUGCUGCAGUCUGAAGUGGGUCCCAAUGCGCUGCCCUUGGAUGUGCUAGAUCGCUACAAUCGUUUGCUGAAUGAAAUGUUGUUUCUCUACAACGGCGCCAGCAUCUGCGCCUAUCAGCAGCCCUUUCAAUGCGAUCUGCACUAUGUGCCGCAGCUGAAGGACAUUAUGGCUAAGAGCAGAGACUGGGAUGAGCUGCAGCAUACGUGGGUGGAAUAUCAUCGCAAGGUGGGGCGUGGCAUGCGGGACAGCUACGAGCAGUUGAUCGAUGUUAUGCAGGAGGUCGCCUAUGUCAACAAUGUCACCAAUGGCGGCGAGUACUGGUAUUUGGCCUAUGAGUCGGGCAACUUUCGCCAGGACAUGGACAUAGUCUGGGAGCAGAUACGUCCUUUGUAUGAGAGUCUGCACUCUUAUGUGCGUCGCAAGCUGCGCGAUUAUUAUGGACCCGAUCGCAUUAGUCGCAUUGCGCCCAUUCCCUCGCAUAUCUUGGGCAACAUGUAUGGCCAGUCCUGGUCGAAUGCACUGGAUAUUCUUAUACCCUAUCCGGGUCGCAAGCUCAUUGAUGUGACGCCCCGCAUGGUGGAGCAGGGCUAUACGCCUUUGCUUAUGUUUCAGCUGGCGGAGGAGUUUUUCACCUCCAUAAAUAUGUCGGCUGUCGGUCCAGAGUUCUAUAGAAACUCCAUCUUUGAGCAGCCCCUGGACAGGCGCGUGCUCUGCGAGCCUUCCGCCUGGGACUUUUGCAGUCGUCACGACUUCCGUGUCAAAAUCUGCACGGACAUCAAUCAACGUAGCUUGAUUAGCGUGCAUCACGAAAUGGCGCACAUCCAAUACUUUCUGCAGUACAGACAUCUGCCCAAAGUAUUUCGCAAUGGCGCUAAUCCUGCUUUCCAUCAGGCAGUGGGCGAUGCCAUUGGUCUGUCCGUCUCCACGCCAAAGCAUCUGCAAACUCUGGGACUGCUGCAGCGCUCGCUGGAUGAGUCGAGCUACGAUAUCAACUAUCUGUUUACUAUGGCUAUCGAUAAGGUAAGUACAAUAUGGCCUUUUGCAUUUGCCUUGUCUUUGGAUAACUGGCGCUAUGAUGUCUUCAGUGGCAAUGCUAAUAAAAGAGUUAUGAACUGCCAUUAUUGGAAUUUGCGUGAAAAGUAUUCAGGCAUAAAGCCGCCAGUUUUACGCUCUGAGAUGGAUUUUGACUUGGGUGCCAAGUAUCAUAUACCUGCUAAUAUACCAUAUAUCAAAUAUUUUUUCUCCACGGUGCUGCAGUUUCAAAUCUACAGACGCAUGUGUCUCCAAGCCGGACAAUAUGUACCCAACGAUCCCAGAAAGCCGUUGCAUAAAUGCGAUAUCUAUCGACAGCCAGCAGCGGGCAAUAUACUGAAACAAUUGAUGGCCAAGGGCGCCUCGCAGCCGUGGCAGGAGGUGCUGGAGGAGACCUUGGGCGAAGGUCGUCUGGAUGGCAGCGCCUUGCGCGAAUACUUUGCACCCCUCGAGGAGUGGCUGAGGCAGGAAGCGCUGCGCACCAACGAGUAUGUGGGCUGGAACUAUGAUGGCGACUACUGCAAGCGCAGCAUUGAGACCGCUGGACUGCAGGUCUUUGGUGGCUACUACAAUGCCGCCACGUUGCCAGCUAUCAAUUCAUUGUUAUUGUUAUUGUUAUUGCUUAUCAGCAGUUGGCUCUGCUGCUGGGCCAACUAAUCGUCACAAGUCUUAGUCGCAUAGUCAAAGUGUUAAAAUGUCAAAUGUAUAUUUUUAAACUUCCGCUUAUUCAAGUUGUAUGCCAGCAAGUUGAACUUGAAUCAAUGCCAAAAACAAUUCUAAAAUAAAAUAAAUAAA